GAGAAGAAGAAGAAGAAGAAGAAGAAGAAAGGCGGAAAUUAGCAACACAUCAUUGAUCGAAGAACUAACGCAAAUGCAGACUGUUUUUAAUUAUUCCUUUGUACUUAUUCGCCAUAUGUGUGACGUGUGAUAGAAAAACAGAAUCAAAGCUUGUUUACGCUGAGAUAAACUCAGCGCCGGUUCUCUAAUAAGCUUUUUAGCGUGCUUGUUCUACUGGCUGAGAGAGUAAAGAGGACGCCGGUGUUAGCAACACUUCGUAAACAUAGAGCGAGUACGAUUGUGUAAAAAUGUGUAAAGUCCAAAUGUUUAGAGCGUUGAUGGAGCAGCGAUUAAAUGCUGCUGUUGAAGAGAUAUGUGGAUUAUUUGAAAGAAUCAUAGCAGAAUACGAGGCGGAACUUUCUCGAACAAAAGAGGAGAAAGAACGACAGCGGGAAGUACUGGAAGCUGUCCUCGAGCCUCGCUUGCGCAAAGCAGAAAACCAGCAGGGGUCAGUGGAGAGUCUAGAAGGGGUUACCUCUGAGCAUCAGGAGUGGAGCUCCAGUGUGUGUCAGGAGGAGCCACAGCACUCUCGCAUUAAAGUGGAAGAGGAGGAAGUGGGCACCAAUAUGGAUGGGGAGCAGCUUCAAGGGCCAGAGGAGGCUGACAUCACCAAGUUCCCAUUGACUGGUGUCCCUGUCAAGAAUGAAAAUGAUGAAGACAAAGCUCAGGCUAAUGGAGAGCAUUGUGGAAGACCAGAAUCAGACAGUCACCUCGCCCCACUCUCAGAUAUGGACGACAUGAUGUCACACUCUUCUGAGGCUGAUGACAGUGACGACACCAGAGAACCUGCUGAGAGUAACGACGACACACACUUUAUCUGCACAGAAUGUGGCAAAUCAUUUGGCAAGAUGAAAAUUUUAAGACAACACAUGAUGACACACAUUCAACGCAGCGACGCAGAGUUCAGCUGCCCUGAAUGUGGCAAAAUGUUUCCCAUAAAAAGAAAUUUGAAUCGACACAUGGUGACGCAUUCUGGAGUUAAGCCGCAUGCUUGCUCUGUUUGUGGUAAUAAGUUCUCGAGAAGUCACCACUUGAAAAGACACAUGAGGCUACACACCAAGGAGAAGGUUUUCCCCUGUUCAGUUUGUACCAAAAGAUUCUCACAGAGGUGCGACUUGGUGACACACAUGAGAACACACAAUCAGGAGCAAUCUCUACCCUGCAUGAUGUGUGCGAGGGGAUUCUCUAAAAAGUCCCAUUUGGAGAGACACAUCAGAACACACACAGGGGAGAAACCGUUUAGUUGUACUGUGUGUGAAAAAAGGUUCACACGCAAAGAACAUAUUAAAUUACACAAGUGUUCCGGUGAGAAAAACAGUACCUGAACGUGUAAUGGUUUAAUUUAUUUGAACAGUCAUACAAAUUACAUUGGAAUACAUCACACCAUACAAUUUGCAGCUCCACAAUAAGUAGGAAGAAGCAAAGCUGAUGUAAGCCCACCCUAUUCACUUCCUGUAUUCCAAAUGUAGGUGUGGGACUUCAAAUGAAGCCGAAAAGCUCAUGUUUUGUUAGUUGAUGGAUGAUUUUUUUACCAUCCAACAUUUUUUAGUCCAAUGAACAUUUUCCCAGGCCGAAUGAAGUAAAUGUGUUACUUAUUCUAGUUAUUGUGUUUACUUUGUAUGACAGAGCUUUCCUUGGCAAGCAAUGCAAUCUACUGUAUUAUUAGUGCAUUAAAACCUUCCACAGAGGUUGACUUAGCAAUGACUUUCUUUGUUGGGC
Messenger RNA from Doryrhamphus excisus (bluestripe pipefish), 1758 nucleotides. RefSeq lists its product as uncharacterized. Gene Ontology annotation, molecular function: RNA polymerase II cis-regulatory region sequence-specific DNA binding; DNA-binding transcription repressor activity, RNA polymerase II-specific. Gene Ontology annotation, biological process: regulation of transcription by RNA polymerase II. Gene Ontology annotation, cellular component: nucleoplasm. The record is from RefSeq and is a predicted model, not a curated record. Lineage: Eukaryota; Metazoa; Chordata; Actinopteri; Syngnathiformes; Syngnathidae.